Molecule: messenger RNA, 790 nt
Organism: Amoebophrya sp. A120
Lineage: Eukaryota; Dinophyceae; Syndiniales; Amoebophryaceae
Source: the annotation of a GenBank genome assembly
CAAAAAAUAACGCUACGUCACGAUGUAGAAGUGUCGACACCGAUCGACGUUCCAUUCCAAAUGAAAAAGAUGAUGCGUUGUUUGCAGUCAGACGAGCCGAGUAAAAUCAUAGCCCAUCCUGCACAAUUUAAGUGCAAUAUAGUGGCUCAUUAUGACAGUCCGACGCCUCGCGCUCCUCCCACUAUAAACGGUGGGGGGGACGUGGGCGUCAGAUUUAAUCGAAAUUUAUCUUUUGUCGCCGACACGAAUGGAAUUAUUAUUAUUAUCUUACUGUGCCGGAGCCGGCGGAGGGAGUGAAGCCGAGCCCAGCGCGGUACUCUUAUCACUUUACUGCGCGGCGGGGUAGUACCUUAACCAAUAUAUCGACUUUGCAAAGAACAAGAACGCAAAGUCGUUAUUUGUUGAAGACGAAAAUAAACUUUUACUUUGACCACCGCCCAGCCCAUUACCUAAAAUGAGAACCCCCUUGGGCAAAACCAAAAAAGCAUCAAUUAAAACUAACGCUGCGCAUCGCAUCGAAGAAAGUGAAGGGGUGCAAACUUGUAGAGAACGCCGCUAAGCAGUUACAGUAGUAGUAUGAGCCAGCGAACAUGAACAAAAAGAGCUUAAAGUAGUAUGUAGCAUGUCAUUAUCCUUAUCUAUCACAAAGGUUGUCGUUUUUUGUAUAAUUGUGAUGGUGAAGCAAAGCGGCCGUUCCCUGUUGCUGUUCUGUAUGAUUUCACUGACAUCAGAUUAGCAUGCGCGACUUCUGCUCUAGAGUUCACCGUCGGUUGUGAGAUCGAAGGUCGAC